Lactuca saligna is the source of this 489-nucleotide messenger RNA. NCBI's taxonomy places the organism in Eukaryota, Viridiplantae, Streptophyta, Magnoliopsida, Asterales, Asteraceae. The record is from the annotation of a GenBank genome assembly.
AUGUCCACCUUCAUCAUCUCAUCCUCCGCCAUAACCCCUAUGGUGAGUGGACUUAACGGCUUAGCAUCACUCAACCUCACCUUCCACCUCUCCUUCGGACAACUCCUUCACUCUCGGUCAUCGUCGCUUACCUUCACUCACAUGCUUCACAAUCGAUACAGAUCAAAGGAGGAUCUCCUGGAGUACGUGGUGCAUCCUAAGCACGUUCGCGUCGUCAAAGAGAAUAAACCGAUCAUUGAUGGCAUCAUGGCCGUUGAUUGGAUGUUUAAUGGUGCUAGUUUCUCACCGAAGCCAGGGUCGGCGAUAAGAGUUACAUUUCUGAAGUUGAAGGGGAAUUUAGGGGAAAAUGAGAAAGCUAGGGCUAAUUUGGAGGCACUGGAUUCAAAUUCGGAAGGUGUGAACUCGCAUGAGGAGAAAGCCGGUGAUUCCAUAAAGAGCGUGGUGGUUGUUGAUUACCUGAUUCCACCUCCGCAGGUGGCUAACCUCUAA